This is a messenger RNA of Neospora caninum, 2928 nucleotides long. RefSeq lists its product as hypothetical. Gene Ontology annotation, cellular component: cytoplasm; nucleus. Gene Ontology annotation, molecular function: nuclear import signal receptor activity. The coding region runs from base 1 to 2928 and encodes 975 amino acids. The transcript has 14 exons. Lineage: Eukaryota; Apicomplexa; Conoidasida; Eucoccidiorida; Sarcocystidae. Gene Ontology annotation, biological process: protein import into nucleus. The record is from RefSeq and is a predicted model, not a curated record.
AUGGCAGCGGCGCCGGGGCAAGCUGGGGAGGGCGACUGCGCGUCUCUUCAUCUCAUGCAACAGCUGCUGGUGUCGACGCUGGACCACCGGCAGGCGAUUCGCGAGCAGGCGGAGCUGCAACUCGUCGGCGCGCGCGAUGGAGACUUCAGCCUCUUUCUGGUCUCGCUCGCGCGCGUCAUCGACGCGCCUCUCGCGACCGCGGACUCGCACCAAGUCCAGGAGCAACUGCUGUCCAAGCAAAUCGCCGCUGUCACCUUCAAGAACUGCAUCAGCGCCAAGGACGUCGUCCUCGACAACGCAGCUGCAGAGAGAUGGCGUGCCGUCGCCGAAGAGGCCAAGCAGGCGAUGCGCCUGCAGCUCCUCGCCGCAAUCAAAACCGAACACAUCCAAGUGGCGAACGCGGUGUGCCAGGUGUUGUCCAAGAUCGGGAGAGUCGAGCUGCCGGGCGACGGUUUCCCCGAACUUUUGCCUUUUCUAUUGACGCUCGUCACAGAAGCAACGAUGACGCCGGAAGCGAGCGCGCAAGCGGACGGGGUGUCUGCACACCGCAAGGUGUAUGGGCGAAACGCCCUCACCUGCCUCGCCUACUUGUGUGAAGAACACUCAGACAUCGUCGAGGAAACAGGAGAGGAUCCAGCAGACGUCUUGAGCGAGGCGCACUGUAACAACAUCCUCACGGCGGUUGUGCAGGGAAUGAAGGACGAGGACGUGCAGCUGAAGGUUGCAGCGCUCAAGGCUCUUUACCACGCCCUCAUUUUCUCAAAGAAAAAUUUCGAGAACCAGACGGAGCGCGAAUACAUCAUCCAGGUGGUGUUGGAGAACACGAAGGUGGCCCACCAGGCGGUCCAGGUGUCCGCCUUCGAGUGUCUCGUGAAGAUCGCCGAGGAGUACUACUCGCUCCUCGAGCCGUACAUGAGCGGCAUUGGGCCUCUCUCCUGGGAGGCGCUGAAGAGCGGCGACGACAGUGUGUGCAUUGCAGCCAUGGAGCUGUGGAACACGAUUGCGGAUGUGGAAAUCGACAUCCAGCAGCAGGAGGAAGACGCGGCGUGUCUCGGCGCAGACGCGCCGGAGGGCGCCGGCGUGCCGAGAAACAGCCAAAUCAUCAAGCAGGCGCUCCCUUUUCUCCUCCCCAUUCUUCUCAACACACUUACCCAACAAGAGAGCGAAGAAGCAGACGCCGCGGACUCCUGGACGGCCGCCAUGGCGGCUGGCACGUGCCUCGGCCUCUGUGCUCAGGUAGUGAAGAACGACAUCUUGCCGCCGGUGAUUCAGUUUGUGUCUGAGAACUUUUCGAGUCCGGACUGGACACGGCGGGAGGCGGCGGUCUUGGCGUUCGGCAGCAUCAUGGAAGGCCCCGACACAGAGGCGCUGAAGCCGCUCGUCGAGGAGUCCUUCACAUCGCUCGUCAACGUUUUGCAGGAUUCUUCCGUGGCGGUCCGAGACACCGCUGCGUGGACGCUGGGGCGCAUCGCGCAGUUCCACACUCCCGUCGUGAUGCAGAAGCUGGUGAACGCAGACGGGACAGUCGUGGCCGAGAACAACUCGCUCCUCGCCGCCAUCGUGCACCGCCUGCUCGACCAGCCGCGCGUUGCCGUGAACGUCUGCUGGCUCCUCCACGAACUCGCGGAUCACAUGACCGCAGGCGACGGCGAGAAACUCGUCUCGACGCCUCUGGACCCUCUCUUCCAGAAACUUUGCGACGCUCUCAUCCAAGUCUCCGAACGCGCAGAUGCAGACGAGCGCAGCCUGCGGGAUGCUGCGUUCAAUUGCCUGGGAGCUCUCAUCAACAAUGCAGGCGAGAGCUGCAAACCGUCGAUGCUGAAACUGCUGGACCACUUCGUUCAGCAACUUUCCCAGUCCUUCAUGUUCGAGGCGAACGAGGCAACGCGCCAGCGCCAGGGGCUCCUCUGCGGCGUCAUCCAGAUCCUCUGCCUGCGGUUGGGGGACCAGGUCCAACCUGUGGCCUCGCAGAUCUGGGCGUGCCUCGCGCGAAUUUUCCGGGGGCCGUCGCCUCCGGCUAACGCACCGGCGGGGACUGCUGCGCAGCUUAGCUGCUCAGCCAGCGAGAGCAUCACGAACGACGCUUUGCUGGCGACUUCGGCGCUCGUGAACGCUGCGGGGCCUUCGACCGCAGCGUUCGCGGAAGAUGUGGUGUGCAUCGUCGCGUCGGGUCUGGAAAACUCGACGGGGUCGGCGGCGGGAAGUUCCGGCGGCGGCGCGGGGGCGGCUGCCGCGACCUCCGGGAGUAGCACGACAGACGAAUUGCAGACUGUGCGCAUUUGCGUCGAACUCGUCGGAGACGUGAGCCGAGCGCUCGGCCCCGCCUUCGCCCCGUACAGCGGACCUUUGUUGGCGCGCAUGUAUCAGAUGCUUCAGGAUCCAAAUGUCGAACGCGCGCUGAAGCCGUGCGUGAUGAUCGCUGUGGGCGACGCGGCGAUGACGAUGGGUGGCGAGGCGUUUGCCCCUUACCUCGACUCGUUCAUGGCGAUUCUUCACCAAGCUGGUAACACUUCCUACGACGUGGGCCCGAGCAACUGGCAAGUGAACGAAGAGUGGCUGUGGUAUAUCCACGACCUGCGCGAAGGCGUGCUCCAGGCGUACGUGUCCAUCGUGUACAGCUUUAAGGAGAAAGGCAUGCAGGAGCAGUUGAAGCUUUACGUGAAUGCGAUGUUGGACGUGGUCAAGGCUGUCGCGGCAACGAGUCCGAAAAUGCGGGGCGUGGAUGAGAACGUGAAGCAGGCCAUCGAGCUCGUCGGAGACUUGAUCAGCACUUACGGCGGAGACUUGACCCUGCACUUGCAGCGCGCGCCGUUCAUGGAGCAGCUGCUGCAACUCGCGCAGGUUCUCGGCGCUGUCAAGGACGCAGGGGGCGAGGCCUGCCUUCAGAAGGCCCAGUGGCUCAGACAGCUGAUGGCGCGGUACAGCUGA